Molecule: messenger RNA, 1850 nt
Organism: Cyprinodon variegatus (sheepshead minnow)
Lineage: Eukaryota; Metazoa; Chordata; Actinopteri; Cyprinodontiformes; Cyprinodontidae
Product: tumor necrosis factor receptor superfamily member 26-like
Exons: 7
Coding region: 53-826 (257 amino acids)
Biological process (GO): positive regulation of tyrosine phosphorylation of STAT protein; positive regulation of canonical NF-kappaB signal transduction; positive regulation of transcription by RNA polymerase II
Cellular component (GO): external side of plasma membrane; CD40 receptor complex
Molecular function (GO): CD154 receptor binding; antigen binding
Source: RefSeq, a predicted model, not a curated record
UCUCAGUCUCCCGAGAGCACUUCUAAUUGUGCUUUUACUGAGCACUUGGACUAUGGGACAGACCAAAAUGUGUGGAGAGAAGCAAUAUGUUCACGGUGACCUGUGCUGCAACUACUGUAAACCAGGAACUUAUUUGAAGGGAUUUUGCUCUGAAACUGAUCUAUCAUCUGACUGCCAUCCCUGUGAUGAGGGUACUUAUAGAGAUAAAUACCACAACAUUGACCGUUGUACGAAGUGUCCUGCGUGUCCCGAAGGAGCACUGAGAACUGAGAAUUGUACAAAAACCACAAAAGGAAAGUGUACAUGCCGACCUGGCUUCCUGUGCUCUGACCACAGCUGCUCAAGUUGUAAGAAAAGCAACAUCAGUGAAGUGAAUAAUGCACAGAAUGAAGAACUGAAAAAAUGCCCUGGAAAUCAUCAUUUUGAUGAAAAGGAGGGCACCUGCAAGCCAUGGACAAAUUGCAGCGAGAAGGGACUUGUUGAGAUAAUUCAAGGAAACAAAACUCACGACUCUACUUGUGCUAAACCGGAGCCACAAGGAGAUAGCAGAGACUUUCUGUUCUGGUCCAUGGCUGUCAGCUUUGUUGUGCUGUCCCUCACCCUCUUUGUGUUCGUGUCUUACACCUGCUUGAAUAUCCUGUGGAAGAAAUCGAGGAACCGAGCUAAAAAUAAGAUUUCCAUCCAGGCAGUUUUCCCUAAAACUGGUGACCUCAACCUCUCAAAGGAGGAGAGCGGGCUCCAUCUCAUCAUCCAGGAAGAGUUCAAGGAUUCCCCCAAUGGAAGUCAGCUGGAUUUGGAAAAAACUUCCAGUCUUUCAUCAGUCUGAUAAGCCAUAACCAACACUGGGAUAUUUAUGUGUCAUUCUGCAAACCAAAAUGAAGAUUUUUGAUUUUGUCAGGUCCAAACCACAAACCAUCUGUUUUACUAGCAAUUUAUACAAGACAAACAUAAAAUGUCUCAUUUGGAACAAAAAGGAUGAGUUUAAGUUUAGAUAGUGGAUGAUGUCUUGCUAAGUUGGAAGUUUUCUGUCCAUCUAAGGAUGAUGGAUUAAAAAUCAAAUGUGCUUUAACAUCUAUCUUAGGCUCAAAAUGACCUAAUUGGAAGAGGCUUUAGCUAAUCGUUUAUUAGAAAUAAUUUAAACACGUUUUUACAAGACUUAGUCAGGCCAUUUGUGUGGCUUCUGAACCAGAUCAAUCUCUUGAUUAAUGUAUUAUAUGACAAAACCUGUUGCUCAAGAGAGGGAGUAUUUGUAUUUUAUAUGUAUUUAAAAGUCAAAUGCAUAUUUUCUGUUGAUCCAAGAAAGAUUUAGAUCAGGCCUACAAAAAAGAGGUCAGUUAAAGUGUAAAACUGAAAUUAGGAUAUACAGAACGUUUUAGUUACCUUUUCAGGUCAAGCUAUUUAUUGUAUAAAUUAAAAUAACUUAUUUAAAUAAUUACAUAUUAUACCAUUUUUGUUUACAAUGAUAUAGAAAAUGUGUUGCGUGAAAAGAGCCAUGGAAGAAAAACAGCAGUGGCUAUGCUCGUUAUAUCACAAGAGGUUGUAUACAAUGUAUAUUAUAAUGUAUAUUAUGCCAUUAUAUCGCCAUGUUGCCAAUCAGUAGGAUUAUCAGAUCUAUUAUUCUAAAUGGGGUAAAAUAAGACAAUAUCUUCAGUAAUUUUGUGUUUUGUUCAGAUUUUCUUAGUACUGUGAGUUUAAAAUAAAGGUUAAUUUAUCACUGUAAGAAUCAGCAUACUUUAAAAUGUAUAUAUUUAGUAUCAGAUCAGUUGGAAAAGGAUUAAAUUUUCUAUGUUGUUUUUUUUUUUUGGUACAAAAAAACGUUGGUGUUUUUAAAAGAAAAUGAUUAUUUCAUU